Messenger RNA from Racocetra persica, 1073 nucleotides. The record is from the annotation of a GenBank genome assembly. NCBI's taxonomy places the organism in Eukaryota, Fungi, Glomeromycota, Glomeromycetes, Diversisporales, Gigasporaceae.
AUGGAUAACGGAGUAUUUGUAGAAUCAAUAAAAGUUGUUGAUGAAAUUGAUAAUAUGAUUAAUCUUGAAGGGAAAAUAUUAAUAUAUAAAGUUGCUCACGGGAGAAAAAAUGUUUCAAUAGAUUACACUACUGAUUUUUGGGAAACAUAUUAUAACGUGGCUGCAAAAAAAUCGUGUAGUGUUUCAUCAGAAAAAGAUUUGUACAUUUUCAAACUUUCAACUUUUAAAACCCCAAAUGCUCCACUUUACCUUGAAUUUGCAGUGAAAUGUGAUAUCGCUGGUUCAACUUUUUGGACUAAUGGAUAUCAAUAUAUAUAUGAUGAAGACGUUACUCAAAAAGAAUUUUUUUUCAAUGAAUUUCAGCCUUCAAGUCCUGCUGAUGAUAGAAAAGAAUGCAUUAUAUGCAUAGAAAAAGUCGAUCCAGAUAACUUUAUAAAUAUUACAGAUCAAUGCAUUCACGAAAACAACAUGUGCCGCGAAUGUGUUCAAAAACAUAUUAAAGCUGAAGUUUUGGAUAAAGGCAAUUUUAAUAUUUUAUGUCCUGAAGAGGAGUGUCGUGAGUUAUUACAAGAACAGGACGUUAAAAGAUUUGCUGAUGAAGAAACAUUUAGUCGGUAUGACCAGCUUAACCUACGUUAUGCAUUAUUACAAAUGCCAGAUUUUCAUUGGUGUACAAACCAAGAUUGUAACUCUGGGCAAAUACAUGACGAAGGAGAUGCUGCUCCAAUAAUGACAUGUGAAGCCUGUGGACGGAAAUCUUGUGUCUUACAUGAUCUUCCAAUUGAUAAUAAUCGUCUAAACUGCCCUGAAUGUGAAAAAGUUGAGCCUACACGACCGAAUGAAGAAGAGUUAACCGUAGUCAAAACAAAAACUAAAUAUUUUUCAAUAUUUAAAAAGUUCAAGCCUGAAAGGAAAAAUCAUGAACCUUCACAAACAUUAUUAGAAUUAGAAAUUGAGGAAAGAAAUGCCAGAUUAAAACAAUGUCCUGUGUGUACAAGUAAAAUUCAGAAAAGUGGUGGAUGCGAUCAUAUGAAAUGUGGAAAUCCUCGAUGUAAACACGAAUUUUGUUGGAU